UCUCCCCUUUCUGUCAUUCACUCUCUUCUCAGGUCUGACUACAGUCUUAUGUCAUCAGCAAGCAGUGAUUUGUCCAUGGGGGACCUACAGGAUCCUUUCCUAGUUUCUAUCCACAUCAUCACUGACCCUGGUCAGGCCAAAACGCUCCAGCAAGCUGCUGAUCAGGUUCUCUCGUGGCUCCACCCUGAUCUCACCCUCUUCAGGGUGUCAGAACGGGCAGGUGGUUUCUCGCGAAAGCCCAAGGUCCGCCUGCAGCGUGUCACCGAACCACCAUCACACCAGCCAGCCUUGGCUGUAAUCCUGUUUCUACAGGAUGAAUAUGGAGGUGAAGAGAGUUUUGAACGUCUCCACAGUCAGCUUAGAUGCCCACCGUGGCGAUACCACCACACAGAGCGGGUGAAUGGGCGAGGGCUCUUACCGUUUUCGCCAGCCAGCCAAGACUUUGUUACACUGGCACCAGGCACACCUCUUUGGGCACUUCGUCAGGUGCACUAUGGCAAAGAGAUUGUGCGCUUUACAGUCUACUGCUGCUAUGAGACCUACACCGAACAGGUGCGUCUGUACAGGCUGCUCCUGCACCGAAGGCUGGCCCAGAAGAAGGAGGAUUUCUGCUUCUGUGUGGUCUUCUCCAACCCUGAAACAGAAAUCCAGCUGUCAUUCAAGCGGAUGCCCCGUGGCCAGAACCCCAUCCCCACUGAAAAUGCUGUGAUGGAGAUUCGAGUGAGGGAUGUCGGUGAACUUGUGCCACUGCUGCCACAGCCCUGCACUCUCAUCAGUGACGUCCGUUGGCAAACCAAUGAUUAUGAUGGAAAUAAAAUAUUGCUACAGGUUCAAGGUUCACGGUAUUACAGCAAACACACUAUUGCAAAGUUCUGUCACCUUCCUCCUGAAGAUCCUCUAGUUACCUCCCCCCCUCCACCCGAGCCUCCACCUCCUCCACCAUACGGCCGCGGGCCCGCCUCCUAUCGAAAUCGUCGUUACCACCGGAACUCAUCGCGUUCGCAGACCCAGACCCUUCCGUCUCCAGUCACACACACCUCCAGGACGUCUCCACCUACACUGUGUGAUCAAGAUGGUCACAUGGAGAGGCUCCAGAGGGAUGUGGAGCUCUUACGGGCGAGAUGGACAGGCCACCGCACACAGUCCCUCUUUUCUCUGCCUACAGACGAGUCCCGCUCCUCGUGUGCCUCUCCGUCAAGCUUCCGUCCUCGCUGCUUCUCUUCCAUGGCUGCUCCCAUUUUCCGUGUCAAUGUGGAUACGCUAGUGGGAGCCGAAGAGACGGAUGUAGACACAGGAAAAACCAUCAGCGGCAGCUCUGUGGACCUGUCGGUGGUCUCAGGUUAUUCCCAUCCACAGCUGAGGCCCCAUUUAAAGGCCCCAGCACCGCGGCCCAAGUCUGCUCCUCCAACAGAUGGAGGUCUUGACUUUGCUGAUCUGACCUAUAAUAAUACCUCCCAAAUAAGACAGACUCCUGUGCCAUCUAGAACACAGAGCAUCAUUGCAAAAUCCACACCUUGUGUAGUACACAAACCACAGCCAAAGAAUGUGAAAGAUGUUCAAGGUUCACGGUAUUACAGCAAACACACUAUUGCAAAGUUCUGUCACCUUCCUCCUGAAGAUCCUCUGGUUACCUCCCCUCCUCCACCCGAGCCUCCACCUCCUCCACCAUACGGCCGCGGGCCCGCCUCCUAUCGAAAUCGUCGUUACCACCGGAACUCAUCGCGUUCGCAGACCCAGACCCUUCCGUCUCCAGUCACACACACCUCCAGGACGUCUCCACCUACACUGUGUGAUCAAGAUGGUCACAUGGAGAGGCUCCAGAGGGAUGUGGAGCUCUUACGGGCGAGAUGGACAAGCCACCGCACACAGUCCCUCUUUUCUCUGCCUACAGACGAGUCCCGCUCCUCGUGUGCCUCUCCGUCAAGCUUCCGUCCUCGCUGCUUCUCUUCCAUGGCUGCUCCCAUUUUCCGUGUCAAUGUGGAUACGCUAGUGGGAGCCGAAGAGACGGAUGUAGACACAGGAAAAACCAUCAGCGGCAGCUCUGUGGACCUGUCGGUGGUCUCAGGUUAUUCCCAUCCACAGCUGAGGCCCCAUUUAAAGGCCCCAGCACCACGGCCCAAGUCUGCUCCUCCAACAGAUGGAGGUCUUGACUUUGCUGAUCUGACCUAUAAUAAUACCUCCCAAAUAAGACAGACUCCUGUGUCAUCUAGAACACAGAGCAUCAUUGCAAAAUCCACACCUUGGGUAGUACACAAACCACAGCCAAAGAAUGUGAAAGAUGUGUUGCAAGACAAAGGACAGCAGAACGGCAAUGGCGUUUUGACAGUAAAUGACUGUAGUCAAGAAGGCACUGUGGAGGAAGAGCAAGAAUUUUAUAUCUGA
This is a messenger RNA of Sinocyclocheilus grahami, 2382 nucleotides long. RefSeq names its product protein FAM124A. The transcript has 4 exons. Lineage: Eukaryota; Metazoa; Chordata; Actinopteri; Cypriniformes; Cyprinidae. Bases 49 to 2382 code for a protein of 777 amino acids. The record is from RefSeq and is a predicted model, not a curated record.